CAGACCACGCGCGUUAGCGUCAUCACAUUUUCCGCCCCUUUUUAGCCUUCGGACCAUUCAUAACGUCAUCUGCCUGUAGAAAGUUGUUGGACUAGAGCCUACCGACGUCUCUCGUGUAGGUGUGGUUUGAUCUUCAACGCCUCCACACGCACGCAAGCUGCGAUUUGGGGAGAUAUCGUCGACAUCUAUAGCAAAGCGGCUGUUGGUGAACUCGGGUGAAAGGUCACAGUCGCAUAGGUCAACAUGUGGACGACCAUUCUCCUUAUAGUCAUAUUCCAACUUCAUAUGGCUCUAACACAACUUCCUAUUAGAGAAGAUGGAAGGGGAGGAAGCAGCAGCAGCAGCAGUAGUAGUGGAGGUUGCCGGCAUCACGAUUGCAGUGAAGAAAAACCUCAUCCUGUUUGCGGUACCGAUGGAAGAACUUAUGAUUCCAUGUGCCAUUUGAAUAAAGCGAAAUGUGAAGGACGUCAAGUUGAUUUUAAAUACAGGGGUUCGUGCUUAGAAAACGAAAAUUGUUUUGCUAAAAGGGCGCAGAUAGAAUUACAAGGAGAGACGACAAUAUUUAAACCGGAAUGUAAAGAGGAUGGAAGUUAUAAAGAAGUGCAAUGUUUUAAGGGUUAUUGUUGGUGUGUGGAUUCAUUUGGCAAGCCAAUUCGUAGUGCAUCUGCGAGGAACACACGCCCACAUUGUUUUAGAAGACCUAAAAUACAACCGAGAAGAAGAUCUUCGAGGGGUAAAAAAGAGAAAAAAGCUUGUGGGAAUAGCGACAGAGCGACAAUGAAUACUAACUUAAUAGAAAUAUUCCGUUCAGAAUACAAUAGAUUCCCCCAACCUACGGAUACAAAUACAAAGGAUAUCCUACUAGACACUGAACAGAAGAGGAUCAUACAGUGGAAGUUCGGUCAACUAGAUUUAGAUAAUGAUAAUUAUCUUAAACAAGAUGAAGUACGUGAUUUAAAAAGGAUGGUUAAGAAAAUUGUUAAACCGAAACCGUGUUCUAGAAUUUUAAUUAAAUACUGUGACGAAGAUAAAGAUAAAACAAUAUCUAGAACCGAAUGGUCUUCUUGCCUUGGUGUGGAUCUUAAUAUCUCUUUACGAUUAUUUAUGUCCUUGUACUCAGAGGAACAGACAGAGAAUCCUGAGGAAGAAGAAACAUCGCAAGAUCCAGACAGGCAAUUAAAUUGGGAUCGUAUGAACACCAAUGUCAUUCAGAAUACGUUUGUGAGCGACGAUGAUGAACCACAAGACUGCCCGACGAGAAGAAGAAAGAGGAUAGAAAUUAACCGGCAACAUCCAAAAACUGGUGCUUUUGUACCGGAAUGUACCGAUAAUGGAUUAUACUUACAGACCCAAUGCCAUAAGAAAAAGACAAAUGUGGUCUGUUGGUGCGUUAAUCCAAGAACUGGUGAACCAAUUCCUUCCAUACCUGCAAUGAAAGAGAGAUCCGAUUGUGAAUCUGUUCGAAAGAAUGUAAGAUCAUUUAAAGGUAAAGGUUGUUCGGUACAAAAGAAACAAUUGUUUUUAAAUGAAUUUCUGAAAUCUCUUCAGGAAGAAAUGUCAUCCAGUAAGAAAGAAAAGAGUUCAAGAACAUAUUCAACGAUUCAGGAACAAGCAGCCAGAUGGAAAUUCGACAACCUUGAUGUCAAUAAUAAUAAGCUAUUAGAAAAAAGAGAGUGGGAUAUAUUCCGCGAACAAUGGAAACAAUUUCAACAAGGGAAUCAGAAGAGGAGAAAAUUCAAAAAAUGUUGGAGAAAUUUACCGAAAUUCUGCGAUGGAGAUAACAACAAAGAAGUCACAACACAAGAAUGGCUUAAAUGCGUAGGAAUAGAUAAAACUAAUUUCCCAUUCGACACCGUCAAACGAAAUGGUACUAACCCAUUAAGUCUGUUACAACACGACGACGAUUGAAGAGAAUUCGAGUUUAGUGUGGAAAAAAGAACAAUAAAAA
Centruroides sculpturatus (bark scorpion) is the source of this 1948-nucleotide messenger RNA. Its product is annotated as SPARC-related modular calcium-binding protein 1-like. The record is from RefSeq and is a predicted model, not a curated record. Gene Ontology annotation, molecular function: extracellular matrix binding; heparin binding; protein binding. Gene Ontology annotation, cellular component: basement membrane. Bases 244 to 1908 code for a protein of 554 amino acids. Gene Ontology annotation, biological process: extracellular matrix organization. NCBI's taxonomy places the organism in Eukaryota, Metazoa, Arthropoda, Arachnida, Scorpiones, Buthidae. The transcript has 13 exons.